GGUUGACAGCUGCAACCAACUGUCAUCGGCUCGUCUCAUACUAAGCUCAGUUUCUAUAUAGCACUCGAGCUGUGAACACUCUGCGACAACAAAAAGAAAUUCGACACUCCGAAAGUUUUUUUUCAACUCUGUGUACAGUUGAUUUUUUUCACAUUUUCCAAUAAAUUCAUCCAGGUAAAUAUGUUUAUAAUAUUAGUUGAGCCUUUAGCCUUCGACACACUAAAGAAAUUUUGCACGAAUUUACAUUGUGUUCAUUAUCCACCGCCAUUUUGCAAAUAUGAGCGUUUGGGGAAUCUCGGGGAAAGUCGGGCCACAUAGUUUUUUACAUUUGACAUGCUAACUUCAUAUAUUUGACGUGUAUAAGUGAUUUUUCGUGCAGAAUUUCAACAACACAAUAGUUUUUCAACAUUUCCUGAUAGUUUCGUGCUCCGAAAAAUUUUUUUUAGUCAUUAUGCCGCGGUACUAUCCCAAACAAGAGAAAAUUGUUGAUUUCGACAACAUUUUGGAGGCGAUCAAGUCGGUGAAAAUACAUCACAACAGCGUUCGACAAUCUGCGACGGCACUCAAAAUUCCGAGGACCAACCUGAUGCGUUAUAUUGCAGCAUUUGAUGGUGCGAGCAUCGAAGUUACUACUGCCAACGACGAUGGGCACAAAAACAAUCUUCAACAUCGAACAAGAGCAGGCGCUGAUAAGCUACAUUCUCCAGGCCAGCGACAUCAACUAUGGAAUUAGUUUGAUGGAGCUUCGUCGGCUCGCGUAUGAAUUUGCUCGGAAAGUUGGCGCGUCGUAUCCGGAUCCAUGGAACGACAAUCAACAGGCGAGUAAGAAUUGGCAGUUGGCGUUCAUGAAACGCCACAAAAAUUUGUCACUGCGAACACCAGAGCAAGUAAGCCAGAGCCGUGCGAAGCGAUUCAAAAAAGAGAAUGUCGAUGCAUUCUUUGCCAACCUUUCAUCCGUUCUCGGUAAGAUGCCGUUUGAACCUCACUGAAUAUGGAACAUGGAUGAAACCGGGUGCCCGACCGUGCCAACCAGACCUGUCAAAACCAUCGCGCGCAAAGGACAAAAGCAGGUCGGCUCAUCAACAUCUGCCGAAAAAGGCACCAAUGUGUCUUUGGCUUUGGCCGUCAGCGCUAGUGGCCAGUCUAUACCGCCAUUCUUCCUCUUUCCCCGAGUCAACAUGAAAGAGAUUUUUAUGACUCAUGCGAGUCAUGGCGCUGUUGGUGUUGCGAACGGUUCUGGUUACAUGAACCCUGACGUAUUCCCUCAAUUCAUGCGUCCUUUCAUCAAGCACACCGGUGCUAAUGCCGAUUCGCCAACCAUGUUGCUGCUGGACAACCACGGUUCGCAUUUAUCGAUCGAGGCGAUAGAUUUGGCGUUGGAUCAUGGCAUCACGUUGCUGUCUUUUCCGCCGAAAUGCACGCACAAAAUGCAGCCGCUAGAUGUUGCGGUAUUUGCACCAUUUAAAGGCAUGAUGACCGUGAAGCAUGAUGCAUGGAAAAAGUCCAACAUUGGUGUCACUUUCGAUAUGCAUCAUGUGCCGCUCCUUGUCGAUCAGUGCCUGGAUGUUAUGUUAACGCCGAAAACCAUCAAAUCCGGCUUCCGAACAACUGGCAUUUACCCGUUCAACCCGCAAAUUUUCACUGAAGUUGACUUUGUCGCUUCGGAACUGAGCGGCGAAAAUUUGUUCGGUGACGAAGAGAAAGACGCCGACAAUCAACGUCGAGUUCUUGCCUCUGGUGAUGCCAUUGUGACUGCUGCGAAUGAGGAGGUGUCAACGUCGGAGGCAUCGACAAGUGCCCCAGCUUCAACAAGUGGUGCUGCAUCAUCGUCGUUGUCUCUUGUUUCGGCUCCACAGCUCCGUGAUGCAUUGAAAUCGGUUGGCCCGUUGAAAUGGGCACACCUGCGCCGAAAUCAAAACGUGGCCGCAAGACAAUGGAGUCAACGAUUUUGACAUCGCCUGAGGUUGUCGCAGAUCUGCGUGACAAGGC
This is a messenger RNA of Bactrocera neohumeralis, 1989 nucleotides long. RefSeq lists its product as uncharacterized. The record is from RefSeq and is a predicted model, not a curated record. The transcript has 2 exons. Gene Ontology annotation, molecular function: DNA binding. Lineage: Eukaryota; Metazoa; Arthropoda; Insecta; Diptera; Tephritidae. The coding region runs from base 999 to 1952 and encodes 317 amino acids. Gene Ontology annotation, cellular component: nucleus.